Melampsora larici-populina 98AG31 is the source of this 1707-nucleotide messenger RNA. RefSeq lists its product as uncharacterized. The record is from RefSeq and is a predicted model, not a curated record. The coding region runs from base 1 to 1707 and encodes 568 amino acids. The transcript has 5 exons. NCBI's taxonomy places the organism in Eukaryota, Fungi, Basidiomycota, Pucciniomycetes, Pucciniales, Melampsoraceae.
AUGAGAAGAACAUCCUCCCAGUCGGAGAGACAUUUGUCUAUGCCUGACAUGUCGUUAAACGCGAGUGUUACACUGGAAAGUGGUUCACCUAACAAGGCCACCCCCGCGACAGUGCGAAAUACGAUAUUGAUAUGUGAUUUCAUUAAUCAGCUGAAGAUGUCCCCUAAAGAAUUCAUGGUUACAUUUCUAUCUUCGACUCACGAAGAAUUGAUCUAUCGCCAACGCCUAAGCAAAAUUGGAAUGGGUGCGAGGCAAACACGAUCGAUUUUCCGGAAUCUGGCAAGAUUGACGUCGGCAUCCAACAAAGGGCGCGAUAUAUGGGAGAACCUGAUUCUUGACGAGGCAUCGAGAAUAGUGAAUGACCAAGAAGUGACCCGAGGCGCCUUCCCCACUGGUGCCUUUGUGAGCUCAAGUACUAUUACGCCGGAUUUUUUUAGUGAUGGACAUGAAGCGAUUAGGACCACCCAGAUUCAAUCGGGGAUGAAAUUCCUUCAUGCGCUCAUCCAACGGAAAAUCGCGCACGCUAUGAACAAAAAGGAUCUGGCCACCUGCGAAGACGACGAGGUGAACGUGGGUGGACCUGGCUCACUCUCCGACGAAGCACCGCUUGGGGAAAGUCAAAUCGAGGGUGCGGUAGAUGAGGCCACCGUCCUAUCAAUGGAGAACCUGGUGGCAGUCAAAUCCACGCCGAGCUCUCAGGCUGCCCAUAAACUUGCAAAAGUGCCGACCAUGGUGUGCGCCAUGAUAGCGGUGACUUGCAAUCGAAGAUGUAACGCGAUCCCUGUGGCUAACGGCCUCAUGACAUUAGCAAGCGGGGUCUCGUGCCGGGUUAAUGAAUGGCUUCACGCGCUGGGCCUUACCACUUCGAGGACGGCAAUUCUUCAGGCUCUCGAACACUUUCCGAUACCGCCCGAUACCCUUGGACUGCCCGCCUUUUUGGAAGCCAUGCGAGCGGCUGACCGUCGACCGGUCAACUUGGGAAUGUUCACGCCGUCGCCUGCCGAGAGUCAACACUGGCGAUUAGCUAUCAAGGCACAGCUGUCCAAGUGCAUGAGGGAAUAUAUUGAGCACUUGCCUGGCGGACUUCACGCUCAAGACCUGCCGGCUUUGGUGGUCAAACCACCUGAAAUCGAUCCCAUCGCCAUGCAUAAGCCCAAUAUACACUUCCUCAGGAUGAUGGAUGCACCCGAUUCAUCAGCUGAGGGUGUGUCACGUGUUCUUGACCAGAUCAUGGGUCAAAUUGGUCUCGACAACGAUGCUUACUCGAAAUCCCUGUUGAUAGCGGGCGGAGAUGUCGGCUCAAACCAAUUGGUGGAAAGCCUUAGGGUGAAGCGACAUCCAGCCGUCGACCCCGUUGAAGGCUUAUCGUGGGUACUAUCGGUUUUCGGUGGUGCCCACACUAAUUGGAACUUUACGAAAGCUUUAUGGACUCACCAUUGGGGACAACCGGAUAAAGCAGAAGACACCGGCGUAUGGCGAUCCGCGUUUUCGCUAGGUUUGGAGUACAAGAAGCCAGUGGCCACCCAGGACUUCAACACAGUCAUGCGGUCAUGCCACAUUGUGCACAAAGCCAACAUGGUGUUUGUACUAAAGUCAGCGCGUGUUCACUCCAUGCAUAGCCAAAUGUACUCACCCAAGUCCCAUGCGUUAAAGACAGGCGAUCGAGUCACUGGACUCUCUAGACCUCAGGAAACAGGCCGACUGUGA